This is a messenger RNA of Medicago truncatula (barrel medic), 1331 nucleotides long. RefSeq lists its product as uncharacterized. Bases 188 to 1123 code for a protein of 311 amino acids. The record is from RefSeq and is a predicted model, not a curated record. Gene Ontology annotation, molecular function: polysaccharide binding. The transcript is spliced from 3 exons. NCBI's taxonomy places the organism in Eukaryota, Viridiplantae, Streptophyta, Magnoliopsida, Fabales, Fabaceae.
AGAAGAAAAAGAAAACACCAAUGAUUCAAAAUUAGGUCCCAACAAAAGUGAAGGAAAACCCAUCCACAAUCAAACUAGAGAUUCCUCAACAUUACAACACCACAUGAGAAUAAAGCUACUCCAACUAAAAAAUCAUCCCCAACACCAAUAAAUUUGCACACUCAUCAAGCAAAAUAUCAUCACAACAAUGUCCAAAUUCUUCACUACCUUCUUCCAUCACCUAAUCAUUAUAUUCUCAAUAGCAUAUUUAAUCAUCCCUUCAAGUUGUUCUAACAACACAUGUAGAUCAUAUUGUGGAAACAUAACAAUAGAUUACCCAUUUGCCCUCCAAAACGGAUGUGGCCACCCAGGUUUCCGUGACCUACUCUUCUGCAUAAACAACGUUCUCAUGUUCCACGUAACCUCAGGUUCCUAUAGAGUCCUACAAAUAGAUUACGCAUACCAAGCUCUCACACUUCACGAACCACACAUGUCUACGUGCGAAACACUAGUCCUAGGAAAUAAAGGCAACGGUUUCGCGGUGGAACCGUGGCGGUCCCCAUACAUGAACCCAACACCUGACAACGUUUUCAUGCUCAUUUCUUGUUCGCCUCGUUCACCUUUGUUCCAAGGCUUCCCUGAUAAACAUUUGCCAUGCAGAAAUGUUUCUGGUAUGGGAUGUGAAGAGUAUUAUGGUUGUCCUGCUUGGAAUAUGAUGGGACAUAAAAGGACAGGUUCUUCUUCGUUUUUUGGGUCUGGUCCACCUGAGUGUUGUGCUGUGUCUUAUGAAGCUAUUAAGGGGAUUAAUCUAAGUAAGCUUGAGUGUGAAGGGUAUAGUAGUGCUUAUAGUGUGGCACCUUUGAAGGUUGAUGGACCUAGUGAUUGGGCUUAUGGGAUACGUGUGAGGUAUUCUGUUCAAGGGAGUGAUGAGUUUUGUGGUGCUUGUCAGGCUACUGGUGGUAGUUGUGGGUAUGGUUCUGAUGGGAUAAGGCAAGUUUGUAUGUGUGGAAACUUUAAUUCAACUUCAAAUUGUGACUCAGCAGUGGCCUUAUUAUCAUCGGGAGCAAGAAGGCCUAUGAGGUUGAAAAUGUUUGCAGGACUUUUGGCCUAUAUGCUAGCAUGGAUGAUAACCAGCUGGAUUUGAAAAGUACCAAGAAGUAUGGCAUAGUAUGCAACAAGACUAUUAUCAUAAACUGGGUCAUGUAUUGUAUUUUUUACAUGCCUUUUUAUUGGCUGGAGAACAUGCACAUAUAAAUAUAUAUAUAUAAUGAGUGAAAAGAGUGUUUUGACUGUAUUUCCUAGCUAUUUCCCUAGGAAAAAAAUUAAAAAAUAUUUUUCUACACAAAUGAUAA